UCCGGUGUCAUGUCAGCGGUCUGCUGGCACCGCAUGUUUACACUCUGAUGCUCCUGCACGGUUCCAGUCCUCACGUUUUUCAGUGAAACAGUUCGACAGAAACAAACGGAGAUGGCAGAAGUCGUUCAAGAGAAAAGUCGUGGCUUGAAGUUUGCGGAGCAGCAGCUCCUUCGCCACGGCUGGGAGCACGGUAAAGGACUGGGACGAGCUGAAAACGGCAUAUCGGAGGCCAUCAAGGUGAAAGUGAAGUGUGACAAAGGAGGAGUUGGCCAUAAAGAAGGGGAGCAGUUCACCUUCCACUGGUGGGAUCAUGUCUUCAAUAAAGCCUCCUCCAGCCUGCAGGUGGAGUCUGAUCAAAAUGGGAUUAAGCUGAAGAAGACUGCAGAAGAAGAGGAUGGGAUGAUCUCCAAUAAAAAGCCGAGGAAAGCGACACUGGCUAAAGAUAAGCUGUAUGGAUGCUUUGUCAAGUCUGCCACGCUGCUGUCUGGUCAGGAGCAGCCAGAGCCGAAGGCCUCCAGCUCAGAUGACUGCAGCAGCUCUGAUGAGGAGGAUGAGCAGAGGAUGGAUCUGUCCAGCACCACCAAGCUUUCUGACACUGAUCUUAUGAAGGUUUGUGGAGGACGCACAGCUCACAAGGGAGCCAGGCACGGCUUGACCAUGAGCGCCAAGUUAGCCAGGCUGGAGCAGCAGGAGGCCGAGUUCAUGGCCAAGUAUGGAAAGAAGAACCAACCAGCAAGUGCUCCUCCUCUAGCCUCCCGUUUAGAGACGCCGGAGGAGAUGAUGACAAGCAGAAAAAAGAUGAAAAUGAAUGAGAAGAGUAGUGAUGGAGUGUGUGAAACUCCCACAACAGAUGUUCAACCUAAAAAGAAGAAGAAGGAAAAGAAGAGCGCUGAUCCCGAGGAAAGAACUGAUGAGGAUUUGAUCCAUGUAGAAAACUGUGAGGCAGAUGAUUCGCACAAGAAGAAGAAGAAGCAAAAGAAGAAGAACAAAGUGGAGGAGAACAGAGUCGAAGAGACGCAUUCACCGGCUGCAGAGAGCGAGGAGGUGACUGCUGAGAUGCAUGCUGACGAGGGCAAGAAGAAGAAGAAAUCCUCUAAACCCCCAAAGGAAAAUGACAGUGACUGUAAGGAGCCUAGCCAAUCAAAUCACACAGGACUGGAGGACUCAGACGUCACAGAGUCAGUGAAGAAAAGGAAAAAGUGCAAAAAGGACAAAACGUGUACACAUGAGGAGGCUCCUCCUCUGAAGAGGAAGAAGAAGAAGUCUAAAGACUAGUGUGUGAUUAACUGGGAAUCUAAUUCCAUGUCUGAAGAGGACGUGCUUCCCAGUGUACUCGUCUGUGGUGCUAAACCUGAAUCAUCAAUGUCGACCAGCAAGAAUAAACAAGUGAAAUUGUGGUUUAAAAAAAACAAUCAGCUGAGGUUUCAUGUGAGUGCUUCCUGUUUAGCUUUGUUUAGUCGAUAUUAGAGGAACUCGGUGAGUUACAGUCUAAACGUGGACUGUAAAGGAACUUUGGAUGUUUUCAGCAAACUGGAAAACAUCUUUAACUACAUCCAGCAGGUGAUGCGCAUUACAAGCCCGAUGCUGUUUAGACAAGUUGAUGAUUUUUUUUUUAAAGAUUGCCUUUAUAACAUGAAAUGUGCCCUAAAUAAUCCAUCACAACCAGACGUGGCUUUUCUAACCUCAGCGAUUGUAGCUGGAGUCAGUUUAGUUGUUCUGGGAGGUAAACAUGACGGAGACCCCAGCUGUUUUUACAGUACUGGUGCAGGACGCGGAGUAUUGUGACACAUGCUGGUUUUAUAUGCAAAUUAAAUGAUCAGACUCAGCA
Maylandia zebra (zebra mbuna) is the source of this 1828-nucleotide messenger RNA. RefSeq names its product G patch domain containing 4. NCBI's taxonomy places the organism in Eukaryota, Metazoa, Chordata, Actinopteri, Cichliformes, Cichlidae. Gene Ontology annotation, cellular component: nucleolus. Gene Ontology annotation, molecular function: nucleic acid binding. The record is from RefSeq and is a predicted model, not a curated record.